Messenger RNA from Rasamsonia emersonii CBS 393.64, 354 nucleotides. RefSeq lists its product as uncharacterized. Bases 1 to 354 code for a protein of 117 amino acids. The transcript is spliced from 3 exons. The record is from RefSeq and is a predicted model, not a curated record. Lineage: Eukaryota; Fungi; Ascomycota; Eurotiomycetes; Eurotiales; Trichocomaceae.
AUGCAUGUUCCGGACCCUGGAUGGAGUAACUCUGCAGAAAAACCCACGGAGUCUGGGCUGCAUAAACGCGAUUGGCACAUGGACCUGAAGUAUGCCACACACUUCAUGCGCAAGGCCUGUGGACUAAUAUCCGGCGGGUUUUUUAGGGACAACAGGCUGUCGUUCGCCGCCCAUGUGGACUCAACAAGCCGAAGCCCUAAAGGUAACAAGCGCGCGUCCGACCCAAAGCAAGCAGGCGGCACAGCAGGAGGUUACCUGGGUAUGCACCUAAGUCUCAAACAUGGUACUCCUGUGCCUGUGAUACAAGAAUGGUUUACUGGGCCACCCAUUUCCAAGGGAACCCCCACCGUUUGA